CUUCCUGUUAUGUUUCGUAUUUCCAAGACCUGUCUUUGCAACAUGACAACAAAAGCAAAGUAAUUAUUUAGUAUUGCCGGUUUGAGAGAAGCGCUUCUAAAGAUGAAGUUGGUUAGAUUUCUUAUGAAACUAAGUCACGAAACGGUGACAAUCGAAUUAAAAAAUGGAACUCAAAUUCAUGGUACAAUCACAGGAGUAGAUGUAGCGAUGAACACUCAUUUAAAGUCUGUUAAAAUGACUAUUAAAAACAGGGACCCAGUUCAAUUGGAAUCCUUAAGUAUUCGCGGUAACAAUAUACGAUACUUCAUACUGCCAGACAGCUUACCGUUAGAAACACUGCUCAUUGAUGAUACACCUAAAUCAAAAACAAAGAAAAAAGACAGCAGUCGUGGAGGUAAUCGCGGCAGAGGACGUGGAGCACGCGGCCGUGGUGGACCUCGAGGUCGUGGUCGUGGACGGGCAGUUGGUAGACGUUAAGAUUUUAAAAUACUGAAAUUAAAUAAAACUUGAAGGAUAAAACAUGGAAAUUGAAAUUUUUUAUUCGCAGUAUAUAUACACUGCAGUACAUUUGUAUACAUUGAUGUUGAAUAUUAUUUUAAUACCAAGCAUAAAACAGUCUGUACAUAGUGAAUACUAUCAAUAUAAUAAAUAUUAGAAUGGUAACUA
Bactrocera neohumeralis is the source of this 666-nucleotide messenger RNA. It is a transcript of the gene SmD1, whose product is annotated as probable small nuclear ribonucleoprotein Sm D1. Gene Ontology annotation, biological process: spliceosomal snRNP assembly; RNA processing. The transcript has 2 exons. NCBI's taxonomy places the organism in Eukaryota, Metazoa, Arthropoda, Insecta, Diptera, Tephritidae. Gene Ontology annotation, molecular function: RNA binding. Gene Ontology annotation, cellular component: precatalytic spliceosome; U12-type spliceosomal complex; SMN-Sm protein complex. The record is from RefSeq and is a predicted model, not a curated record. The coding region runs from base 103 to 477 and encodes 124 amino acids.